Rhizophagus irregularis DAOM 181602=DAOM 197198 is the source of this 1946-nucleotide messenger RNA. NCBI's taxonomy places the organism in Eukaryota, Fungi, Glomeromycota, Glomeromycetes, Glomerales, Glomeraceae. The record is from RefSeq and is a predicted model, not a curated record.
AGGAAAAUUUCUUCAACAAAAAGGAUUUAUUUCAACAACUUAUUACAAGAAAAUUACUUAAAGUUCCUUCCAUAUAUGAAUUAAAAAGAUUCCUUUUGACUCCAUUACCAAUGAGAGUAUUUGUUCCAUCAUUUUGUCUUUUAAAUAAUCAAGAAAAUUCCAAUAUAUAUUCAUAUGUCAUACCUCAAGAACAAUGUUUUAGAGAAUUUGGAAAUAUUAUUCCAUCUUCACCUAUUUCAUUGCCAUUUAUUAAUGCUUUGACAUAUCCAUAUAAUUCCAAUUCACCUUGUCAAGAAAAUAAUUUAAUUUGUUAUAAUUUAAUUAUUGAUGCAUUAAUUCAAGGAACUUUAAGUUGUUUACAAUCUCAAAAAUCACAAUGGAUUUAUAUGGCACGUAAUUUUAUUCAAUCAAAGGAAGAUCUUUUAAGACCUGAUUGGAUGUGUUGGAUUAAUGAUCAUUUUAUAAUUCAUGGUUUUGAAUUACCCGAAAAUUUUGAAUGGUAUGUUGGUAUUCAAAAUAUUAUUGAUAAAACUCAUUGGAAAGAUAUUUAUUAUUCAAAUUUACCUUUUAAAUUUGUUUAUAUAUCAAAAGGUCCAAUUUUAAGAUGGUAUGUUUUUGAUCCAUUAAGAUAUAAGAUUAUAUUAAUAUCUCAAGAUUUUGAUUUGGAUAGGAUCUUGGAUAGAUUAAGAAUGAUUCGUACUGUUAUUAAUAUUUAUAAUGUUUUGGAUUCAAUAAGACGUAAUUGGGUACAAUUUAAGAUAAACAAAUCCACUCAUCCUUUAUAUUUAACAAUAAAUCGUGAUGGUGGAACUAGUAUAGAAUUUAUGGGAAAUUUCGUAAAAAAAUCUUUAUCAACACAAAAAAUGAAAGAAACUUUUAAUUAUGAUACUAUAAGAAAAAUUUAUUUGGAAACUUCUCAUAUUAAAAAUUUAGUUCAUUGUAUUGAUUUAGAAGGUAAUCUUAGUUAUCCAAUUUUAACUAAAGAUGGUUCUUGUAAAAUUUUUUUACAUCCUGUAGGAUAUUAUUAUUAUCCAAAGAAUGAAUUGGAAGUUAAAUCAAUGAUUAAAACUAUUUUACAAGUUCUUAAAGAUAUGCAUCAAGUUAAUUGGACUCAUAGAGAUAUUUAUUGGGGAAAUAUUUUAAGACAAGAUAAUGGUGAUUGGUUAAUAAUUGAUUUAGAAUUAGGAGGUCCUGUUAAUGAAAUUUUACAAUUUUCUCUUUGGAAUAGAUGGCCUGAACAAGCUGUUAUUGGUAAACCAUAUUUCGCUUGUUAUGAUAUUUAUCAAGUUGGAAGACUUAUGGAUGAAUUAAAAGGUACAGAUCAAUGUUUUAAUAAUAAUUAUUCUAAUAGUUUUAUUCAAUUUAAAAAUCUAUUACUUGAAUCUGCAAAAGAUAAUAAUUUCACCGCGGAAAUGGCAUUAAGACAUGAAUGGUUAAGUGAAAUGAAUGAAUGAGAGAGUGUGAAAUUUGAGAAUGAAAUUUGAAAGUGAAAUCUAAGAGUUGAAAUUUGAGAGUUGAAAUUUGAGAAUUGAAAUUUGAGAGUUGAAAUUUGAGAAUUGAAAUUGAGAAUUGAAAUUUGAGAGUUGAAAUUUGAGAGUGAAAUUUGAGAGUGAGAUUUGAGAGUAAAUGAUUAAGUGGAAUUUUAUGACGAGAAUUGUAAUUUGUGUGUGAGAAUGAAUAUAAUUUUGUGGUCGAGAAUUUUUUUUUUUUUUGUGCGCAACGUGACGGAGAUUAAAAUCUUGUGACGAGAAUUUCUUGUGUGAGUGAAUAAAUAAAUAAAUAAUUAUAAAAUUUUAUUAAAAAAAAUCAAAAAGUAGUGAAUUUGACACAUGAAUAUUUGGAGAUAGAUAAUUCUAAAUACAAGUGAAUGAGUGAAUGAUUAAGUGGAAUGUUAUGAUCAAGAAUUUUGUGUGCGUGAGCGUAAAUAUAAAAUUUGAUCAAAGUAG